Salvelinus fontinalis (brook trout) is the source of this 2569-nucleotide messenger RNA. Its product is annotated as IGF-like family receptor 1. The transcript is spliced from 7 exons. NCBI's taxonomy places the organism in Eukaryota, Metazoa, Chordata, Actinopteri, Salmoniformes, Salmonidae. The coding region runs from base 88 to 1053 and encodes 321 amino acids. Gene Ontology annotation, molecular function: protein binding. The record is from RefSeq and is a predicted model, not a curated record.
GGCAACACUGAAAUACUGAGACAGAGGGUUGCUGUUUCGCUUGCUCUAACAGAGCCUAGUCUAUUCCUUACGUCUUCUCUGAACGAAAUGGGCCACUAUUCUCAUCAUUGCUCUGAUGACUUGGAUACAUUUUGGGAUGAGUUGAGUAAUACAUGUGUGCCAUGUCAUCAACAUAAUCGGAUCCGACCAGGGUACGAAUUUAGUCCAAACUGUGGCAGGCAUGACAAUGGGGGAACAGCGGAAAGACCGUUUCGACCGUGUGCCGCACAGACCUUCAAUAACGGGAGCUUCGUGAAAUGCCAACCCUGUUUUCGUUGCGCUCCAAAUCUUCAAAAGCUGUUCGAAUGCAACACAACGACAGACACACAAUGCUGUGUAGCAAGACAGUGUUGGAAUGGAGCCCUGAGUACCACGACUCAACGGGUGCAACGGUCAACAACGUUAAGGGUCCAAGCGUCAACAUCAAAUCCCACCACAGCCAAACACAUUGAUCCGACAUUACAUGUCAACCAUCAGACUGCGUGGAUAGUGCUUACUGUCAUCUUGGUUUUCUCUGUACUUGCAUUUCUCUUAUUCAUCUAUAAGACGAGAAGGAGAAGAUCAAGAGCUUUUUGCUUCAGAGAUAAGGAGAAUACCCACCAACGGUCACAGAGCAGUAAGACAACAGCAGCUGUCAAUGAAGAGAUUUCUCUGCUACAGUCAGACACCAGGAGCCUAGAGGACAUUUUGAGUCCUGACCUCCAGUCGGCGCCACUGCAGACGGUUCUGGACAACCUGGAUGUUCUAGAGGAGCUUGUGAUCCUGCUGGACCCGGAGAGCCCUGGGGUGAAGAACACCAGCCACCUAGCAUCUCGCUGCUCAUUCCCCGCCACCUGGAUUACCUACACCUACUCCCUGAGGGAGAGCAAGAGCCCCCUGAGGGCCGUGCUGGAGGGGGUCACCACCAAGCACCCAGAGUGGACUGUAGGACACCUGGCCAGGCUGCUGAGAGAGAUGGACCGCAACGACGCAGUGGCGGUGCUCACCAAGCUCAGCUUGCUUAAGGUGUUCUAGUCUGGGUGUGUUCUGUGUUGGGUCCGGAAGAGAUGGCUCCAUCCAGAUACAUGCGAGUCUCUACCCCCUGCCAAGGUACUGAGAUAUAACAGGAGGGCCAGUAGGCGGCAUGCUUUUCUUGGGGACCCCAAAGCCCCAAGGCAGUGAUUGGGAGCACUGUUAUUUUGCAUUAGGUUUCAAGUAAGAUAUUUAACUGCGAUAACAUGGCACAUAACUUAAUGCAGGGAUGUUAACCCCGGUGUACUGAAAAAGAAGAGCCUCACACUCUAGGAGCUCAGAUGCAAUAAUAUACUAACCUAAUAACCAACGUUUUGACAGACAACCGGUCUUCAUCAGGGUAUAAUGACAAACACUGUGGGGUGACUAGUUUAUAUUGUGUCGAAGGACACACACAAGUGUCUCUAAUCAUGACCGGGUGUGACUUGAUAUCAUUUGUUUAUUUUCAGAUAUAAAUAGAACAUACAAAAAACAUGAAUGGAUAGCAUACAAUCAUAGAUAACAUUUUGCUACAUAGGCCUCCAAACAUUUAUAAUGAAUAGCAAGAUCAAGGUAAUGGCUUCAGAUCAGUCUACGUUGAGACCGAGGGGAGCAAGGGUCUUUAAAGAUCCAGGCAGCCUCUCGUUUUAACAAAUUGUCGAGGUCACCCCCUCUCCUAGGCAGGGUGACGUGUUUGAUGCCGAUAUAACGUAGGUAUGAAAUCGAGUGUUCAUUUUUACCACAAGGACAAGUUCUAAGAUAAAUAACUGCCUUAGGGAAGCAUGUGAUAACACCUUUAUUUGAGGGUGUUUAAAGGAUCUACAUUUGUAAGUGACAUUGUAUUGAGCGUAGCUGUUACACUUGUAGUUUCCAUCCGGUAGAGGUGCAAAUAGACAUUGUGCAGGAGUAUUUUGGGGUGGUAAAUCAGUUUACCAAUUGAUCAGAGAUUUCUGCCCCGUGAAAAUAUGACCAAGGGAGGGUCCGAAAACACAUUACCGAUAGUGUCAGCGGAUCGUAGAAUGUGGCAAUGUUUGAACGAUUCCCUUAAUUUGUUCAGAGCACUUUAAAAGAGGGGUAGUGAGGAUGCAAGAAUGCUGCUUUUUGCAAGACUGUCCUUGAAAGAGAUUAAGGGACAUUUUAAUGUUUGUGCCAUUCUUAUCUAAUUUCUGUGUUCAUGCAAGUGGCUGACUGUACAAAUCACACCUAUGAGUAGCUGAAAUUUGGCAGUAGGCCCAGACUGUGUUUUGAGAACAAACGAAAGAUCUCAGAUUCAAGGUAUCAGCUUAGAGAAAGAAGUCUCGUGAGGUGUUGGUCUGUCACGUUAUGAAACAGUAUUGGUCGGUCACAUGGAUGAAACAAAGUGGUAAUGAUUAAUGAAUUAUGCCAAAUCAUGCAAAUAUAACUUGUCUGUGUAUAGCCGUAUAUAAGACAACGGUUGGGACUGCCCCGGCAGAGUUUUCUGACAGACAUGUGUACUAUAGUGCAUUGAGUUGGUUGGAACCUCUCCAGCACGCUGACAAAUAAACAAUUAUUAAUUUAA